Patella vulgata (common limpet) is the source of this 2222-nucleotide messenger RNA. RefSeq names its product RPA-related protein RADX. Gene Ontology annotation, cellular component: replication fork. Bases 3 to 2201 code for a protein of 732 amino acids. NCBI's taxonomy places the organism in Eukaryota, Metazoa, Mollusca, Gastropoda, Patellidae. The record is from RefSeq and is a predicted model, not a curated record. Gene Ontology annotation, molecular function: single-stranded DNA binding. Gene Ontology annotation, biological process: regulation of DNA repair. The transcript has 15 exons.
AUAUGGCGGAAAAUUUGAUCUGUCAAGAAUUGAAAUAUUUAGAAAGGGCUAUUAAGACAUCAAAUUUGAACCAAACAGAUUUGAAGACAGACCAGUUUAACGUUAUUAGUAUAAAUAGAUAUAUUAUAGAUCCUGCAUUCACUGGUCAAACUGAUAUUGAUACUACUACACAUACUGAUGCUUUUGAUAUAACUUUAUCUGAUCAAAAUAAUAAAUUAAAAGUUAUUAUAGAUUCUAGUUUAAACUAUCUAAUACAAAAUCACCUGUUACACGUUGGAAGUGCUGUCAUCUUAAACGAAUGUUCUUUAAAAUAUGAUGAAGCUGAUUUAGAUUCUGAGUGUUUAAUUAUAGUUCAAGGGAUAGAAAUUGUUGAUGAAGUAGAAGUAUGUGAAGAUCAAACAAGAGAUCUUGAAUGGUGGCCAGAUACAAACUUAAAACAAAGAGAAAAUAUACCAUUAGCAUCUAACAGACGAUAUUAUGUUGAUGUAUGGACAACUGGCCAUGUUGACAAAACAACUCUCCUAUCUUGUUCAGUACCAGACGAGGAAGAAGAUUUUCGAGAAAUAUCACAAGAUUACAAUCUGUUAUGUGGUAUCAAAGAUGUUUAUAAAAAGUGGAAGUCAUUUCAAGGAACCAAACCUGCCAUCAUCGUUAAAGUAUUAAAAAUAUCCCGUUUAUAUCACUAUGGUAAACCAAUCAAAUCGGACAAGUGGCCAUUCCAGCUUCACAUAUUAAUUGGUGAUGAAACUGGUUGUUGUACUGCUGUCUUGUGGAAUGUUCUAGCUGUCAGAUAUUUAAAUGUGUUAAAAGAAGGAACAUGUUUACUUUUGCAAAAUUUUAAAAUAAAGAGAAGUUUCCAUGGGGCUUCACGAUUUAAUGUUGGCAGAGACUAUGGGGAACUAUUUGAAGUUGAUGUUAAUUUAAAUCCACAAAAUCCUGCAUCUGUUGUUAAAAUUUUACAAGAAUCAUCACUGGAUAAUAUACCACCAUUACAGUAUAACUUUAUUACUAGAUCACAACUUAGGUCUGUAUGUGAUGGUGUUAUGUGUGAUGUUGUUGGUUAUAUCCAGUUUGUGGGAAGAGUUGAAAGAGAAAAAAUGAAAAAUAGAAUAGAAGGUGAUGGUGGAUGUUAUUGGAUAUAUAGAUGGUUACAUAUAAUAGAUCAUUCUAGUAAUAAACCUAUAAUAAUACAACUUUAUAAACCUAAUCAGAGUGAUAUAUUUGAUACUGUAAAACCUGGACAAGUUGUUAUUUGUCGUCAUCUACGGGUCAUGCAAUACUUACAUACAUUAGAACAUUCACGACAGGCUAGACAUCUGUAUCUAUCAUCUUCUUCAGAAACACAGAUGGUUGUAUAUAGACGUGAAGAUUUACCUAGAAUGGAUGACCGUUUACAGAAUGAAGAUGUUGUGAGAGAGUUUAAUGAUUGGUUUUAUCAAACACAAGAUGAUAUAGAUGGUAAAUACGGUGGUUAUUUUAUAUAUCCACCAUUACCAAAUACAUUACAAACUUUUAAACAAUUACAUCCAGAUAUAGAGAUUAUUAACAGCGGAUUGUGGGAGAAAACUGUAUGCAAUAUGGUAUAUAAACAUCACAGGAGAAUUUAUAUACAAGCUUUAUUAGCACAUAUUAAAUUUAUUAGAAUAAAUGAAUCCGUUCCAUCAUCACCUAGUAAAAUUGGAAAAAAUUCCAACAACAAAGAGUCUAUGGGAAAAAAUGUUCAAGAGAAAGAAGAACAGAUAGUAAAUGGAGAAUGGGCAAAGAGUAGAGAUACGUUCAAACAUGUAGGUGUUACAGAUCAACAUCAGAUUCAACAGAUGUUUCCUUUAUCAUAUGAUCCUGAUAAUAAUAGUUUAUCACGAAUAAAUCUACCUUCUAAUACAUAUAAUCACACAGAUAUCUCAUGUCCCGAAUAUUGUAAGGUGAAUUAUUUUGAAAUUACGUGGCUUGGAUUAAAUAGUAAAGUUGAUCUAACCUCAGUUAAAGUGUGUAAUUCAUUGAAUAAAGACACAAGUAUUAGUGACAUAUUAAUUGGUUGUAGACAGCCUGUUAUAAGUGAUGAAUUCUGUUAUGAAGAUGUUACUUCAGUCUUAAACAGUACAGCAACAGUUAAAGAUACUAGAUAUCUAGUUGUUUUAGAUUUAUAUUGCCAUGAUUUUAAUAAUAUUGAAAUAGUUUUAAAUGGAGCUUUUCCAGUCUGACAUAAAAUAGAAAAAAUGUUG